AGGCGGGGCGCGGGGCGCUGUCAGGGCCGCGGCUCCAGGCCCCCAGCCGCGCUCGCCCGGCCGCGAUCCGAGGCGCGAGUUCGCCUUCAGCCAUGGCCCCGGGAGCUUAGCGGGGCCCGGACGCCGCCCCGGCGCCUCUACCCCGCGGCGCCGCCGCCGCCCGCCCGCGCGGAGCCCUCCCUCGCCGCCACCCGCGUCCCCGGCGCCGCCGCGGGCCGCCGCCCCCUCCCCGCCCUCCGCGGCCUCGUCCGCUCUCCGCGCCGGGGCCGCUGGUGGCACCGCCCGCGGCCUGCGGGAGCGCUGCGCCCGGCCUCGGCCCGCGCCUGCGCCCCCGGAGCCCGCACCCCGGCCCGGCCCGCGAGACCCCGGCCCGACCCCGCCGCCCGCACAAAAUGUCGGCCCGGACGCCAUUGCCGACGGUGAACGAGCGGGACACGGAGAACCACACAUCUGUGGAUGGACACACCGAACCCCACGUGCAGCCUCCCAAAUCCAGCAGCAGACAGAACUUCCCCCGGUGCAGAAACUCCAUCACGUCCGCAACAGACGAGCAGCCUCACAUUGGAAAUUACCGUUUACAGAAGACCAUAGGGAAGGGGAACUUUGCCAAAGUGAAAUUGGCAAGACAUGUUCUAACUGGGAGAGAGGUCGCUGUGAAAAUAAUAGAUAAAACUCAGCUAAAUCCUACCAGUCUACAAAAGCUGUUUCGAGAAGUUCGAAUAAUGAAGAUACUGAAUCAUCCUAACAUAGUAAAAUUGUUUGAAGUGAUUGAGACAGAGAAGACCCUGUACUUAGUCAUGGAGUACGCAAGUGGGGGUGAAGUAUUUGAUUACUUAGUUGCCCAUGGAAGGAUGAAAGAAAAAGAGGCCCGUGCAAAAUUUAGGCAGAUUGUAUCUGCUGUGCAGUAUUGCCAUCAAAAGUGCAUUGUUCACCGUGAUCUUAAGGCUGAAAACCUUCUCCUUGAUGCUGACAUGAAUAUUAAAAUUGCUGACUUUGGUUUUAGUAACGAAUUUACAGUCGGGAACAAAUUGGACACGUUCUGCGGCAGCCCCCCUUACGCGGCUCCGGAGCUCUUCCAAGGGAAGAAAUACGACGGGCCCGAGGUGGACGUGUGGAGUCUUGGCGUCAUCCUCUACACGUUAGUCAGUGGCUCCUUGCCUUUCGAUGGCCAGAAUUUAAAGGAACUGCGGGAGCGAGUCUUACGAGGGAAGUACCGUAUUCCCUUCUAUAUGUCCACCGACUGUGAAAACCUUCUGAAGAAGUUACUAGUGCUGAAUCCCAUCAAAAGAGGCAGCUUGGAACAAAUAAUGAAAGAUCGGUGGAUGAAUGUCGGUCACGAAGAAGAGGAGCUGAAGCCGUAUUCUGAGCCUGAACCAGACUUCAAUGACACAAAAAGAAUAGAUGUCAUGGUGACCAUGGGUUUUGCGCGAGAUGAGAUCAAUGACGCCUUAAUAAAUCAGAAAUAUGACGAAGUGAUGGCUACUUAUAUUCUCCUAGGUAGAAAACCACCUGAAUUUGAAGGCGGUGAGUCAUUAUCCGGCGGACACUUGAGUCAGAGGUCGCGGCCCAGUAGUGACUUAAACAGCAGCGCCCUGCAGUCCCCAGCUCACCUGAAGGUCCAGAGGAGCAUCUCCGCCAACCAGAAGCAGCGGCGUUUUAGUGACCAUGCUGGUCCAUCCAUUCCCCCUGCUGUGUCCUAUACAAAGAGGUCUCAGGCCAACAGUGUGGAAAGUGACCAGAAGGAGGAGUGGGACAGUGUGACCGUGCGUAAACUUGGCAGUACCACGGUCGGCUCAAAGAGCGAGAUGGCCGCCAGCCCGCUCGUGGGGCCAGAGAGGAAGAAGUCCUCGGCUAUUCCAAGUAACAACGUGUAUGCUGGUGGUAGCAUGGCAAGGAGGAAUACAUACGUCUGUGAAAGGACCACAGACCGGUACAUGGCCCUGCAGAACGGCAAAGACAGCAGCCUCUCGGAGAUGUCGGCCAGCAGCAUCUCUUCCACGGGCUCCGCUGGGGCCUCCGGUGUCCCCUCCGCACGACCUCGCCACCAGAAGUCCAUGUCCGCUUCUGGCCACCCUAUCAAAGUCACACUGCCAACCAUUAAAGACGGCUCUGAAGCUUACCGACCCGGGGCCACCCAGAGAGUGCCUGCUGCGUCCCCAUCUGCCCACAGUAUUAGUGCCAGCACCCCUGACCGGACCCGGUUUCCCCGGGGCAGCUCGAGCCGAAGCACCUUCCACGGGGAGCAGCUCCGGGAGCGGCGCAGCACCGCCUACGCCGGCCCGCCCGCCUCGCCGUCCCACGAGACGGGGGCCUUUGCCCACGCCCGGCGGGGCACGUCCACGGGGAUCAUAAGCAAGAUCACCUCCAGGUUCGUCCGCAGGGACCCAAGCGAAGGCGAAGCCAGUGGCAGAACAGACACCUCCAGAAGCACAUCAGGGGAACCGAAAGAAAGAGACAGGGAAGAAGGGAAAGACGCCAAGCCACGUUCCUUGCGCUUCACCUGGAGCAUGAAGACCACCAGCUCCAUGGACCCCAAUGACAUGAUGCGAGAGAUCCGCAAAGUGCUGGAUGCCAACAACUGUGAUUAUGAACAGAAAGAGAGGUUCUUGCUCUUCUGCGUGCACGGAGACGCCCGGCAGGACAGCCUGGUGCAGUGGGAGAUGGAAGUCUGCAAACUGCCACGGCUGUCCCUGAACGGGGUCCGCUUCAAGAGAAUAUCAGGAACGUCUAUUGCCUUUAAGAACAUUGCAUCUAAAAUAGCAAAUGAGCUCAAACUGUAAAGAAGCUCAGAUUUGCAGGAUCAGGGAAGAUACAUCCGUAUGUGGUACAGAUUUUGAAUGUACUGGUAACGCCCAACGUCAUUGGCCUGUGAAUCCCCCCCCAAUGUAGAAUUUGCCCUUAAUGCAAUAAGGUUAUACAUAGUUAUGAACUGUAAAAUUAAAGUCAAUAUGAACUAUAAUAAAUAUCUGUAGGUACAAAAAGUAGGUUCACAUGUACAGGUAAGUAUAUUGUGUAUUUCUGUUCAUUUUCUGUUCAUAGAGUUGUAUAAUAAAACAGAUGAUUGCUUAAAAACUUGUAUAGUUGUCUAGAUUUCUGCACAUAAAUGUACCUUUGAUGCUUUGAGUUGAAAGUAUUCUUCCCUGUUAUUGACAUUCAGGUGAGUUUUUUCAAUUCUUACCUCCAUCAUGCGAUUUUGAAAAUUGUGUCCAGAAUUAAGAGUGCACAGAAAUAGUCUUUAUGAUCAUAGCACGGACUUUCAAAAUUGAUUUUCAAAUCAUAUUUAAAUUAAAAACAGAAGCCGAUGAAUAGAUCGGCUUUAUUACACACAGAAUUAUUUCUGCUUAUCUUUGCUCUUCUCCUUGUUACCAGACAAGAUUUUAGUAGGGAAGAUACGCAAUGUUUACAGUGUUGGCACUUAAGACAUUUUAAAAGAAAGUACAUGAAAACAAAUUACAGCUUUGCCUUGAGCUAGCUAAGAAGCACUGGGGGUCGGGGGGAGUGAAACCUACAUCCAGUUUCUUUUGAACUUGAACGUGUUUUCUGACCCCCCUGCUAACUGUAGCAGCAAAAUAAAAAAGAAUCAAUUCUCUAUUUGGCUAUGAUCAUGUACACUGUCACUUCCGUUCACUGACACCUCGGUGUCAUCGUGGGAAAAGAACAAUAUCAGGACCGUUUCAUAGCACACACUCAUCUUGACAGUGCUGGUCAGUCCAGCAGUUAGGAAAUCAUGUCCCCUCAGGAAUCAGCUGGCCUUGGGAAGGUUCUCCUCUUCCUCCUCCCAUCCUCUUCAUCCACGCCCACCCCAGUCAUAUCUGUAAGUACUUCAGAGACGGUUGAGCAAAACGUAACUAUUUAUAACAGUAUAUACGGUUGGUUAAUGCUUACGUGAUUGGUUCCCAUGCAACCUGUUUGUUUUGACUAUUUUGCCAGAUCUCCUGUGUUUAUCCCCUGUAUUUAUUUAUGCCUCUACGGUGCAGCUUUGUAAUUGGGCGUUUGCCCGCUUUCCUCUCAGAAUUAGUGAUCUUUGCGAUGUAAAGCCACUAGUAAAGGUACAUUUUAAUACUUGGUAUUUUAUGCUGAACUAGCCUCGGAAGCUGGCUGUGCCAUGUUAUUUAACGUCGUAAUUACUGUAAUAUCUACAUACGGGCCUCAUCUGCACACUCCUGGGAAAUAGAAAGUGUACUCAAAUACUACCCGUGUAAAGAAAGCUGAAGCUGUGGUGACUCCCAUGAUUCCGGCGGAGAACUCUCGGUGUAGGUGCCGGGUCGUUCCCAGGGCUUCCAGACGAGGGGGGAUCUUGCGUUCUGUACUCUGCUGUGACGUUGCGCUCUCCUGUACCCGUUCUGUCCACAAACAAAGUGUCGUUUUGCCUUGGCAGAGGGUGGUGUUUGGAAAACAAGAACAACUGUGUAGCCCCCUUUUCCCCGAGUGUUCAUCCUCAAAACUUGAUGCAAAUCUCACUCUCACUGGUGCACACUGAAAUUUUACUUGAACCGUUCU
Molecule: messenger RNA, 4500 nt
Organism: Artibeus jamaicensis (Jamaican fruit-eating bat)
Lineage: Eukaryota; Metazoa; Chordata; Mammalia; Chiroptera; Phyllostomidae
Gene: MARK1
Product: microtubule affinity regulating kinase 1
Exons: 18
Coding region: 393-2780 (795 amino acids)
Biological process (GO): intracellular signal transduction; protein phosphorylation; microtubule cytoskeleton organization
Cellular component (GO): cytoplasm
Molecular function (GO): protein serine/threonine kinase activity; ATP binding; tau-protein kinase activity
Source: RefSeq, a predicted model, not a curated record